Molecule: messenger RNA, 2259 nt
Organism: Cynoglossus semilaevis (tongue sole)
Lineage: Eukaryota; Metazoa; Chordata; Actinopteri; Pleuronectiformes; Cynoglossidae
Gene: lsg1
Product: large 60S subunit nuclear export GTPase 1
Exons: 14
Coding region: 330-2177 (615 amino acids)
Biological process (GO): ribosomal subunit export from nucleus
Cellular component (GO): cytosol
Molecular function (GO): GTPase activity; GTP binding
Source: RefSeq, a predicted model, not a curated record
GGGAGCGCUUUUAUAACCGGACAGAAUAAACCGAGUCCAUUAAUACUAAACAGAAUGCUUUCACGCGCUACUGUGCACCUAUUAGUUACUAGUGAUGUAUGAACCUUGUGUUGUCAUAGAUAAAAAUGUAUUUUUUUGUCCUACAUUUUCCUUGUCCUCAGGAAGUGCGUCUCUGGUUGGUUUAAUCCACUUCCGGUCUGACUACAAAUACGUAAUGCACAUGGGACGGCAUAGUUAGACGCAGAUAACGUGUGUUUUCACUUUUACAAAUAACUAAUUAAUACGAGAUUAAGAGAACAACUUUGAAAAAGUUUCAGAAAGUCAUCGCUAUGGGCAAGAAGAAGACCGGCGGAGGAGUCGGACUGGGGCGAGCUCUUAUGAAGGACAAACUCCAAGCAAACCGAGGAAUAAAUAAGAGAGGAGACUCAUGGCUUCACACCAGUGAACUUAACGAUGGCUACGACUGGGGGCGGCUGAACCUGCAGUCCGUGACAGAACAGAGUUCCAUGGAUGACUUUUUGGCGACAGCUGAGUUGGCAGGAACAGAGUUUGUUGCAGAGAAACUCAACAUAAAGUUUGUACCAGCGGAAGCACGAGCCGGUCUGUUAACAGCUGAGGAGAAAACCAAACUGAAGAAACUACAUGAAGACAAUCAGCAUUUUCUCAGGAUUCCUCGACGACCUCACUGGGAUGAAACCACCAGCCCAGAAUCACUUCAGCAGACAGAGAAAGACAGCUUCUUAGAGUGGCGACGGGAUCUUGCCAGGUUGGAGGAAGAACAGAAGCUGAUUCUUACUCCGUUUGAGAGGAAUCUGGAGUUCUGGAGACAACUGUGGAGAGUGAUCGAGAGGAGUGAUGUUGUGGUUCAGAUCGUUGAUGCCAGGAACCCUCUGCUGUUCCGAUGUCCUGAUUUGGAGUCGUAUGUAACGGAAGUGUCAAAGGAUAAAGUCAACAUGCUUUUGGUAAACAAGGCAGACUUGUUAACCAGGGAGCAGAGGCAAAUGUGGGCCAAACAUUUUGAAAAAGAGGGACUGAGGGCAGUUUUCUGGUCGGCCCUGGCUGAGAGCAACAGACUGGAGGCAGAAGAAAAGGGCGUGGAGGUGGAGAAUCCAGAAGGUGGCGCCAGUGACACAGAAGAGAAAGGGCCAGUGAAUGACGAUGAAGGCAGUGGCACCGAUGAGGAGGAGCCUGAAAUGAUAAGUGUCGAUGAAGAGGAGUGGUUUACCUGCUCCGAAAAUGAGGAUGAUGAAGAGGGAGGAAGGCCUGAUGGUUCCUUUCACAACUCCAGCCGUCUGCUGCGUAAAGAUGAGCUUCUGGAAAUGUUUAAAGCUGUUCACAACGGACCCACGUGUAAAGAAGGACAACUCACAGUGGGCCUGGUGGGGUAUCCUAAUGUGGGCAAGAGUUCCACCAUCAACACUAUUCUAAGAAACAAGAAAGUCUCCGUUUCAGCCACUCCCGGUCACACCAAACACUUCCAGACCCUGUAUGUGGAGCCGGGCCUGUGCCUCUGUGACUGCCCCGGUCUGGUCAUGCCCUCCUUUGUCUCCACCAAGGCUGAGAUGAUCUGCUGUGGAAUUCUGCCCAUUGAUCAAAUGAGAGACCACGUUCCUGCAGUUUCGCUCGUGUGUCAGACGAUCCCCCGACACGUGUUUGAAGGCACCUACGGCAUUAUCAUAAUUCGACCGAGGGAGGACGAGGACCCCGACAGGCCCCCCACCUCUGAGGAGCUCCUCAUGGCUUAUGGAUACAUGAGAGGCUUUAUGACGUCACACGGUCAGCCUGACCAGUCCAGAUCAGCACGCUACAUCCUGAAGGAUUACGUCAACGGUAAGCUCCUGUACUGCACCCCUCCUCCACACAUCCACCCUGAAGACUUCCAGCCGCAGCACAGACGCUUCCAGAAGAGAGGCCUGGAGGACUGCAGCCUCUCCACAGUGACACAGAAACAACUGAAGAUAAAAAGAAUUGAAAACACAGUUGACACUCAUUUCUUCCAUCAGGAGAACGUCCGAGCGUUGUCCAGGGGGGUUCAGUCUGUCAUGGGUUAUAAACCAGGCAGUGGACCAGUUGGAGCAGCGACCCCUGUGGCAGAGAUGGGGAAGCCGUGGAAGAAGCACGGGAACAGGAACAAGAAGGAGAAAGUCCGCCGUGUCAACAAACACCUGGAUGCCUGAAAGUGUUUCUCCUCUCAGUGUAAAAUCUUCACCUUCUAACUGUAAAAUAAUUAAACUUUACAUUGAUUUAAUUGGAAUAGAA